AUGCCCGAGGAGGAGGACCGCGAGCGGCGCCGGAGUCGCCGGAGGGACCUUCUGCUGAGCCAGCUCUGCUUCCUGGCCUUGGUGGCGCUGGUGCUCUGGUCGCUGUCAAGCUUGCAGGAGCAUAAUGACCUUGACUUCAUGGAUCUCAUAGGGGAAGACCGACAGUGGACGUUGGGGAGGAAGUUAAUGCAGGUGAAUGACACUUUGACUUCAGAAGACACAGACCUUCGGAGCAGCAAGAACUGCACUGAACCAGCCCUGCAUGAGUUCCCCAGUGACAUCUUUACCAACGAGGACCGGAGACAGGGAGCAGUGGUUCUCCAUGUGCUCUGUGCCAUGUACAUGUUCUACGCACUGGCCAUUGUGUGCGACGACUUCUUCGUCCCUUCCUUGGAAAAGAUCUGUGAGCGCCUGCACCUCAGUGAAGAUGUGGCUGGCGCCACGUUCAUGGCGGCGGGCAGUUCGGCCCCAGAGCUGUUCACAUCUGUCAUAGGUGUUUUCAUCACCAAGGGCGACGUGGGAGUUGGGACCAUCGUGGGCUCGGCAGUGUUCAACAUCCUGUGCAUCAUCGGAGUCUGUGGGCUCUUCGCUGGUCAGGUGGUGGCUCUGUCCUCCUGGUGCCUGCUGAGGGAUUCCAUUUACUACACGCUGUCUGUGGUCGCACUCAUCGUGUUCAUUUACGAUGAACAAGUUUCCUGGUGGGAGUCUUUAAUCCUCGUGCUGAUGUAUUUUAUCUACAUUAUCAUCAUGAAAUAUAACGCUUGCAUACAUCAGUGCUUCGACAGGAGGACGAAAGGUGCUGGAAACAUGGUCAACGGCUUGGCCAGCAAUGCUGAAAUCGAUGACAGCAGCAACUGCGACGCAACUGUGGUGCUACUCAAGAAAGCCAAUUUCCACCGCAAAGCAUCAGUGAUCAUGGUGGAUGAGCUGCUGUCUGCCUACCCACACCAGCUGUCUUUCUCUGAGGCUGGACUUCGAAUCAUGAUCACCAGCCACUUUCCCCCCAAGACCAGACUCUCCAUGGCCAGCCGCAUGUUGAUCAAUGAGAGACAAAGACUGAUAAACAGCAGGGCUUACACCAAUGGAGAAUCUGAGGUGGCCAUCAAAAUCCCCAUCAAACACACCGUGGAGAAUGGGACAGGGCCCAGCAGUGCCCCAGACAGGGGCGUGAAUGGGACUCGGAGGGAUGAUGUUGUUGCCGAGGCUGGCAAUGAGACAGAGAAUGAGAACGAGGACAACGAGAACAACGAGAAUGACGAAGAGGAAGAGGAGGAUGAGGAGGAUGACGAAGGACCGUACACUCCAUUCGACCCUCCCUCCGGCAAACUGGAGACAGUGAAAUGGGUGUUCACCUGGCCACUGAGUUUUGUCUUAUACUUCACGGUACCCAACUGCAACAAGCCCCGGUGGGAGAAGUGGUUUAUGGUGACAUUUGCUUCCUCCACACUGUGGAUCGCAGCCUUCUCCUACAUGAUGGUGUGGAUGGUCACAAUCAUCGGUUACACACUGGGGAUUCCUGACGUCAUCAUGGGCAUCACCUUCCUGGCAGCCGGAACCAGUGUGCCUGACUGCAUGGCCAGCCUCAUCGUGGCCAGACAAGGCAUGGGAGACAUGGCUGUGUCCAACUCCAUCGGGAGCAAUGUGUUUGACAUCCUCAUUGGCCUCGGUCUCCCCUGGGCCCUGCAGACCCUAGCUGUGGAUUAUGGAUCCUACAUUCGGCUGAACAGCAGGGGACUGAUCUACUCCGUGGGCUUGCUCCUGGCCUCCGUCUUUGUCACAGUGUUUGGCGUUCACCUGAACAAGUGGCAGCUGGACAAGAAGCUGGGCUGCGGAUGCCUCUUCCUGUACGGCGUGUUCCUGUGCUUCUCCAUCAUGACGGAGUUCAACGUGUUCACCUUCGUGAACUUGCCCAUGUGCGGGGAACACUGA
Messenger RNA from Pipistrellus nathusii (Nathusius's pipistrelle), 1929 nucleotides. Lineage: Eukaryota; Metazoa; Chordata; Mammalia; Chiroptera; Vespertilionidae. The record is from the annotation of a GenBank genome assembly.